AUGAUCACGACCAGCGACACAUCCACCGCCAUCUGCGCACACGUCCAGAUCUCGCCCAUUCACGGUAUGUCGGACCUGGCGUGCAGCAGGUCGCCAGCAGUUCUUCCGCCCGAAAUGCUGCAGCUGGUGGAGCGGGCGUUCGUCGAGGUCAGCGUCGGCGGAGAGCUGGCGAAUCCCAUUGUCGAGCCGCUGGCGCGUGCGCGAACCCUCGGGCUGAGCUUCACAGGCAGCCAGUCGGAGAAAUUCCCAUUGGCCAGGGGCGAUGCAGCACCGGGGAUUUGCAGCGCACUGAUCGCCAGCCUCGAAGGAUUCUUUCACAGGGUGACAUCAUUGCACCUUUCAGAGCUGACCCGGCGCAAUCCCGACUCGGCGAGGCUGCUGCGUGCCUGCUGCGGCUCGCUGCAGGUUCUUAGCAUCGGCAGUGUUAUCCCGUGCCUCAAGCGGCUCGUGUUUGGUCGCCCACUGCCGCAGUGCCCGUUCCCGCACAUGCAGGAGCUCUGGUACGCGCCGCUCUAUGACAUCCUGCUGAAAUACGACAACAUGGCACUGCAGUACCUGACAUUCCCGGUCAUUUACAACACGCAGCGCACAGUGAGCCGGCGCAACUGCCCCGAGCUGAUGGAGCUGCGGCAGAUAAACGACUCGACCCGAGUGCUAACAGCUAUUGCGACAAUCCCAAAGCUUCAAAAGUACGUGCACCCGUCGUAUAUUGCUGGGCUGACUGGCGUGCCGACCUCCAUCCAGUGUACUGGUCUGCGAUAUCUGGACCUUUACGGGUGGCCGUUGACCAUCUCCGACAUGGCCUGGUCUCUGCGCGUGACAUUGGCAAGCGGUGGCGACAUGGUCGACCCGAGUGCCACCAAUGGCCUGCAGCGUGCUGGCUUUGGUGGUAGGAGCGACUGGCCGCGCACUGACUGUGCCAGGAAUUUCACAGGACUCGACCUGCUUUUGUACAGCGAUGCCUAUGCGCAUGUGCGCAGCGAGCUGCAGAGGCUUGAGAGCCACGGUACUAUGUCGCGCCUUGGCCAGGGCCCGCAUCGCUAA
Molecule: messenger RNA, 1044 nt
Organism: Linderina pennispora
Lineage: Eukaryota; Fungi; Kickxellomycota; Kickxellomycetes; Kickxellales; Kickxellaceae
Exons: 9
Coding region: 1-1044 (347 amino acids)
Source: RefSeq, a predicted model, not a curated record